Molecule: messenger RNA, 1803 nt
Organism: Penicillium angulare
Lineage: Eukaryota; Fungi; Ascomycota; Eurotiomycetes; Eurotiales; Aspergillaceae
Product: phenylalanine--tRNA ligase subunit beta
Exons: 9
Coding region: 1-1803 (600 amino acids)
Biological process (GO): phenylalanyl-tRNA aminoacylation
Cellular component (GO): cytoplasm; phenylalanine-tRNA ligase complex
Molecular function (GO): ATP binding; RNA binding; magnesium ion binding
Source: RefSeq, a predicted model, not a curated record
AUGCCCACUAUUUCAGUCGACAAGGCCGCUCUCUUCAAGGAGUUAGGCCGGGAGUAUACCACGGAGGAGUUCGAUGAAUUGUGCUUCGAGUUUGGCAUUGAACUUGACGAAGAUACUACCAAUACCGAGCGACCGAUCGUCGACGGCGUGCAGGAGCCUCCACAGCUUAAGAUUGAAAUCCCCGCCAACCGAUAUGAUUUGCUUUGCUUCGAGGGUAUCCAAUUGAUGCUCAACAUUUUCCUGGGCCAGAAACCCUUGCCUGAGUACAAGCUGGUUUCCCCACCCAGUGGAGAGCUGCAGGAGAUUAUCGUUAAGGAAGAUACCACGAAGAUCCGCCCGUACGUCUCAGGUGCCAUCUUGCGAAAUGUUCAGUUCGACGAAGCUCGCUACGCAUCCUUCAUUGCUCUACAGGACAAGCUUCACCAGAACUUGGCUCGUCAACGAACCCUCGUUUCCAUCGGUACCCAUGACUUAGACACCAUUCAAGGGCCCUUCACUUACGAGGCUCUGCCUCCCAAGGAUAUCAAGUUCACUCCUCUGAAUCAGACCAAGGAGAUGGACGGUGAAGAGCUGAUGAACUUCUACGAGAAACACCAGCAGCUGGGCAAGUACUUGCAUAUCAUUCGCGACUCCCCAGUUUACCCCGUCAUCUACGAUUCGAAGCGAACAGUCUGCUCUCUUCCUCCCAUUAUCAACGGCGAUCACUCCAAAAUCUCCGUCAACACCACCAAUGUUUUCAUCGAGAUCACCGCCCUUGACCGCACAAAACUUGAGAUUGUGAACCGCAUGAUAGUUACCAUGUUCUCUCAAUACACUGCGGAGCCUUUCACCAUUGAGCCCAUCAGAAUCGUCUCAGAGCACAAUAACGAGUCUCGUGUUACCCCCGACCUUUCCCCUCGUGUUGCCGAGGCUGAGGUCUCUUACAUCAACCAAUGUUGUGGACUGGAACUCUCUGCCGCCGAUAUUAGCAGCCGACUGACCAAGAUGGCUUUCCGUGCCAAGCCUUCCGCUACCAAGCCUGACAUCGUUGAGGUCGAGAUUCCUCCCACCCGUGCUGAUGUGCUUCACCAGUGCGAUAUCAUGGAGGAUGUCGCCAUCGCCUACGGUUUCAACAGCCUUCCUCGCUCGUUCCCUAGCAAGUCUGGCACUGUUGCUCAGCCCCUCCCCAUCAACAAGCUAUCUGACAUCAUUCGUGUCGAGGCUGCCAUGGCUGGCUGGACUGAGGUUCUCCCUCUGAUCCUGUGCUCACACGAUGAGAGCUUUGCUUGGUUGAACCGCAAGGACGAUGGAAACACUGCUGUCAAGCUGGCCAAUCCUAAAACUCAGGAGUUCCAGGUUGUCCGUACUAGCUUGCUUCCCGGUCUGCUGAAGACAAUCCGUGAGAACAAGAGUCACACUGUCCCCAUGAAGAUCUUCGAGGUCAGUGAUGUCGCUUUCAAGGAUGUGACACUGGAGCGCAAAAGUCGCAAUGAGCGACACUUCGCUGCUGCUUGGUACGGACGUACCAGUGGUUUCGAGGUUGUUCACGGUCUCUUGGACCGUGUGAUGGCGAUGCUCAAGAGUGCCUUCAUCAUCGGUGAGGAAGGACUCGAUAACCCUGCUACCGCUGAGUCGCAGUACUUCAUCAGGGAAUUUGAUAACCCUACCUACUUCGCCGGCCAUGCUGCCACCAUCCAUGCCCGCAUUGGCGGCAAGGAACACGUUAUUGGUCAAUUCGGUAUCCUGCACCCUACUGUGCUGGAGAAGUACGAUCUUAAGUUACCUGUCAGCACUCUUGAGAUCAACAUCGAGCCUUUUCUGUAG